UCAAACCGAGGCCUGAUGACAAGCAGCUGACCUGAACGCUCAGAUUUGUUGACAACUUCGACUGUUGUGGGCUUUACAACAGAUUUUGCCAAAUGUGUAGAGUUGUAGGGUCGCCUGAAGAAAACUUAAGUGACCUAAAGCUUCGUUGGACCAAACUAGUGGCACAAAAGGACCCCCAGACGCCUGAUUGUUGAGAAGAGAGUAUGGAAAAGUCUGAGGGAGGGGGGCGCCUUGGCGGAACCGGGCGGAGACUUCCGGGUUGGAAGACAUGGCUUCUUCUUUUCCUCUCAACAGUGUUCCAGAUCUCCCAUGUCUGUGGCGAAGAUCGGGACAUCCUGGCCUCCUCCAGCAGGGUUGGCGGGGAGGUCUGUACAGACGAGAAGCGCCACGGGCCCCGCGGUCGCAUCCUCAGCCCAAACUACCCUCUCAGCUAUCCCAGCAACACCGAGUGCAACUGGUACAUCAAUGCCAACCCUGAUGAUGUCAUCACCAUCAGCUUUGAAGACUUUGACCUAGAAGCAGCUGAAGACUGUGGCUAUGACAGUCUGGAGAUCGGGCCGGUGGUGUCUGCAGGGGAGCAGUAUGUGAAGUACUGCGGCAGCUACGAUCCUGUUCCACCGCCGUUUCUGUCCACACGAGACCACGUCUACAUUAAGUUCUACAGUGAUCCAAGCACUGUGGGGAGGGGAUUCGCACUCACAUACAUAACUGGUCCCCAGAAUGUUGCAAGCUGCCAGCAGGAUGAGUUCCACUGUGACAACGGGAAGUGUGUGCUGAGCUCAUGGACCUGUAACGGCAUGGAUGAAUGUGGGGACAACUCAGAUGAAAAGGACUGCACAGACAUCCACCGCCCCACCCCUCCCCCCCACGUGUCCCCAUGUGGUGCUGACCAGUACCUGUGUGUGGACCUGCACACCGGCAGGGACGCCUGCUUCUGGGACUUCACACGCUGUGAUGGGAAACAGGACUGUGCAGAUGGGCAGGACGAACACAACUGUGGAGGAAUUGUCCAUUGUGGUGGAAUCCUGAGCAACACAUCGGGAGGCUUUUCCUCUCCCAACUAUCCUCAUGACUAUCAAAACAACCUGAGCUGUGAUUGGAUCAUCACCAUACCAAAUAUGGUUGGUGUUGUCAUUCAACUGAGAUUCGUGGACUUUGCCCUUGAGAACCACCCAGCCACUGACUAUGUCACUGUGUAUGAUGGGGACACAGAAGAUGAGGAUGAGCUGGGUGUGUACUAUGGCAGUAACCCUUCCAUUGGAGUGAUCGAGUCAUCAGGGCCUCAUAUGUUGGUCAGAUUUCACUCGGACAGCUCUGGAACCAACAGGGGCUUCUUGGCAAGUUACCAGAUCAAAGGUCGGUGUCCAGCAUUACAACAGCCAUGUGAGGACCACAGCGCCUGUUACAGCUCUGAGGACAGGUGUGAUGGCAUCUGGGUGUGCCGAGAUGGCACAGAUGAGAAGGGCUGUGACAUGUGUGGAAGUGGAGAGGUCCCAUGUGGGGGUCCAUCCAAGCGUUGUUACCCAGAGGGACAUCACUGCAAUGGGGAACCCUUCUGUGAUGGUGGAAGGGAUGAAACUAACUGUGACUCCUGCAGCCCGGCAGAAGGAACGUUCCACUGCCGGAACAGGAGGUGUAUCUAUGAGAAGUGGGUGUGUGACUCCCAGGACGACUGUGGGGACGGCUCAGAUGAGGAAGGCUGCAAAGUGUAUGUGUCUGAGAAAGUGAUCACAGCUGCUGUGAUUGGCUCCAUCGUGUGCGGCCUGCUUCUGGUGAUCGCUCUCGGCUGUACGUGUAAGCUGUACGCCCUCCGUCUGCAGGACGAUCCACGGUACCAGUCCACCCGGUUUGACACACCGAUGAUGCGCCUGCAGCACGAGCUGAACCGCCGGGAGGCCCCGCCCUCCUAUCACGUCGCCGUGGCAUCUCACGGACCUCGGCAGUUCCAAGAGGCCCACACGGCGUUCACUCAGCACGUGCAGGCAGCCAUGAACAUGAGGCCAGGCCGGCGGCUACAACAGAUGCGGCAGUUCCUGCGCCGUAGUCGAAGCAGCGAGUCAACAAGCACUGCCCAGGCUGUCAUCACCGGGGAGAGCCAAGAACGGAUCGCGCUCACGGUCACCCGAUCCAGCGAGAGCAUGCAGAGCACCGUGAGUGACCGGGUAGAGGUCACCCGACAGGCUGACGGGUCGCUCAGAAUUCGGGCGUCUAUCAGCUCUGCAGGAAAUUCCUCGGAUUCUGAGGACACCGACAACGAAACCAACCGAAUCAUUGGAGAAAGUGAACCCCCCAUGGGUGCUGCUGCUGCUGUCCCAGAGUUCCAAGCUCCACCCAUCAGCAAGACUAGUUUCCUGCCCCCCUCCCCACCCAGGUUUCCACCUGUAAGCAUUGCUGCUCUGCCGUCCACAUCUCGGCAAGAGGAAGACCUGCAGAGCCGUGGCAGCAGAAGCUCCAGUGACUCGGAACUGUUGGAUUUAGGGGCAGAUGUGGGGAGCAGCAGUGCUACUGUUGUCAUCCACUCCAGCAGCCAGCCUUUCUCCCAAAGAUCUACAGGAGAUGGAAGAAGCUUUCAAGUUCACGAAGCUCCAAAUCUCAAUGGCGGUGGAGGACCUAGUGAUGAUGAUGAAGAUACCAGAAGCUCACGCUCGCAGUCUAUGGAGUCUGUCAGUUCGGAUGGGUCGGUUGGGUUUCAUGUCGACAACGGGCAGCUGCCACUUCUGCAACAGACAGGAGAGGAAAGCUCCUGUUAACCUGCUGACAAAAUCCUCCUGCAGAAAAUUAUCUAUGCCAGUUACUUUUGUACUGAAAGUGCUAUUCAACUAGAAAAUCCUCUGAAUAUUCCUAGCCAAAAGAGAGAGCUUUUAGUCUUGACUAUAAAACCUUGAGACGAAUCAGUGCCAAGUAACAAGGCCCUCUGUUAAGAGAGAUGGAAAAUCAUAUAUGUAUAUAUACAGAUGUAAAAAUCAUAAACAGAAAUAUACUCAGAGAAAAACCUAGAUAACAUGUUUGCACUGAAGCCAUUACAUGUCCAAGACAUGAAAGGGACUCAGGUGAUUUCCAAUGUGAUAAUCCAUGACUGUAUUUUUUGUUUGCCAACAAUCUAUCCUCUUGUAAGACAAGAAUCCCCUAAGAUUUUUAGUUUUGCCAUUAGUUUGUUAUCUUACUGUCAUUUUUCCACAUUUUUAAUCUUUAAGUUUUACUUGUUCUUGGAGCAGACCAGCCCUCCUAUGUCAAAUGAGCUCCAUCAUUUUGUAGCAAUUUAGGUAACAGUGCAAUAAUUGUAAGUUUUUAACUACUAUGUUGAGGUUUGCCUUACCAAUAUAAUAUGUUUGCAAUGCAUAUUACGGCCAAGAUGCAUUACAAUAGCGCUUCCAUGUUAUGAGUUUUCUGCCAUAUUAAGUCUCAUUUAUCCUAUUUUAGCCAAUGUUGAUGCCAUAUACAUAAGGAAAAUGAGCAUUUUAACCAAGCCAAGGUAUGGGAAUUGUUGUUAUUAUCCUGACUGAUGUGAGAAUGUUCCCAUGGUAUGAGCUGUAAAUAUGGAUGUAUCCUAAUGUACAGAGAGAUGUCAAAUAAAUGUAUAAACAGAUU
This is a messenger RNA of Branchiostoma belcheri (Belcher's lancelet), 3588 nucleotides long. RefSeq names its product low-density lipoprotein receptor-related protein 12-like. The coding region runs from base 204 to 2750 and encodes 848 amino acids. The transcript has 13 exons. Gene Ontology annotation, molecular function: protein binding. The record is from RefSeq and is a predicted model, not a curated record. NCBI's taxonomy places the organism in Eukaryota, Metazoa, Chordata, Leptocardii, Amphioxiformes, Branchiostomatidae.